Eutrema salsugineum is the source of this 2193-nucleotide messenger RNA. Its product is annotated as dihydrolipoyl dehydrogenase 1, chloroplastic. The record is from RefSeq and is a predicted model, not a curated record. The transcript is spliced from 15 exons. Gene Ontology annotation, cellular component: mitochondrion; oxoglutarate dehydrogenase complex. NCBI's taxonomy places the organism in Eukaryota, Viridiplantae, Streptophyta, Magnoliopsida, Brassicales, Brassicaceae. The coding region runs from base 90 to 1802 and encodes 570 amino acids. Gene Ontology annotation, molecular function: flavin adenine dinucleotide binding; dihydrolipoyl dehydrogenase (NADH) activity.
GUUACCUCCGCCUCCGCCUGUAUACACUGACAUUGCCACUCUCUCUCUCCGUCUUUUCUCUUCGGAUCUCUCUCUCUCACUUUCUCACAAUGCAAUCAGCUAUUGCGAUUCCGUUCUCCCAGACAUCGCUUACCAGACCAAACACCGUGCUCGAAUCAACCGGUUCCGUCUUUUCCACGCCGAGGAGUCUCCGGUUCUGCGGACUCCGUCGUGAGGCGUUUGGUUUCUCGACUUCGAAUCAGUUUUCUUUCCGCAGUGAACGAAUUCGAACUCCGAUCAGGAGAUUCGAGGUAUCCGCUGCCGCUUCUUCCGCCGCGGGCAAUGGUGCUCCGCCGAAAUCUUUCGAUUACGAUCUGAUCAUCAUCGGAGCUGGAGUUGGUGGCCACGGAGCUGCGUUGCACGCCGUUGAAAAGGGACUUAAAACUGCCAUCAUUGAAGGAGAUGUUGUUGGAGGGACUUGCGUUAACAGAGGCUGUGUGCCUUCCAAAGCCCUUCUUGCUGUUAGUGGUAGAAUGCGGGAACUUCAGAACGAACAUCACAUGAAGUCAUUUGGUCUGCAGGUUGCAGCUGCUGGGUAUAAUCGACAGGGUGUAGCAGACCAUGCUAAUAACCUGGCUACCAAAAUUCGAAACAAUCUCACCAAUUCAAUGAAGGCACUUGGUGUUGACAUAUUGACUGGAUUUGGCAGUGUUCUGGCCCCACAAAAGGUGAAAUAUGGGAAGGACAAUAUAAUCACUGCAAAAGAUAUAAUUAUUGCCACCGGAUCUGUGCCAUUUGUUCCUAAAGGAAUUGAAGUUGAUGGAAAGACUGUAAUCACCAGUGACCAUGCCUUGAAAUUGGAGUCUGUCCCUGAUUGGAUUGCAAUUGUAGGAAGUGGUUAUAUUGGUCUUGAGUUCAGUGAUGUUUACACAGCACUUGGAAGUGAGGUAACUUUUAUCGAGGCACUGGAUCAGCUAAUGCCUGGAUUUGAUCCUGAGAUCAGUAAGCUAGCUCAGAGGGUUUUGAUAAAUCCUAGAAAGAUUGACUAUCAUACUGGAGUCUUUGCUAGCAAAAUUACUCCCGCGAAGGAUGGGAAACCAGUUAGGAUUGAGCUUAUUGAUGCCAAAACCAAGGAACCUAAGGAUACUUUGGAGGUAGAUGCUGCUCUUAUUGCUACUGGAAGAGCUCCAUUCACCAAUGGUCUUGGCUUGGAAAAUGUCAAUGUUGUGACGCAGAGAGGUUUCAUACCGGUUGAUGAGCGAAUGCGUGUAAUUGAUGGAAAUGGGACUCUGGUUCCAAACUUGUACUGCAUUGGUGAUGCCAAUGGUAAAAUGAUGCUUGCACACGCAGCCAGUGCCCAAGGAAUUUCUGUGGUGGAGCAAGUCAGCGGUAGAGAUCAUGUGCUCAAUCAUCUUAGCAUCCCAGCUGCUUGCUUUACUCAUCCUGAAAUCAGCAUGGUGGGAUUAACAGAGCCUCAAGCGAGAGAAAAAGGUGAGAAGGAAGGGUUUAAAGUUAGUGUUGUUAAGACAAGCUUCAAGGCUAACACAAAGGCCCUAGCUGAAAACGAAGGAGAAGGAAUAGCUAAGAUGAUAUACCGACCUGACAAUGGUGAAAUCCUAGGAGUUCAUAUAUUUGGACUGCAUGCAGCUGACCUUAUCCAUGAAGCAUCCAAUGCGAUUGCUCUAGGAACACGAAUUCAGGACAUAAAGUUGGCGGUUCAUGCGCAUCCAACACUGUCUGAGGUUCUCGACGAACUGUUCAAAGCAGCCAAGGUGGAAAGUCACGUAACUACAAGGACAGUAAGUGAAAAAGUGGCUGUAUAAAAGAAACAAAAAACUUAUUGGGAGGGGCAUCUGUAAUCAUAAAAAAAAAGUAUUUGUUGAAGAAAGAAAAUUUGUGGUUGUACUUUAGGAAGAUUUCAAGAUAAAGGUAAACACGAAUGAGGAUGAUCGAGGAAGACCAAGUAGAAGAAGAGGUGAUGAGAAACAACCGGCAAAUAAAGACUUAAUAGUUAAAUCUACAAGGCCUACUUCUUUCAUUGAGAAUAUUUAUGGUCGUGUCUUGUCUCUGGUUUCACGUAUGUUUGUUUGAUUGUUUUGAAUAGGGGAGAUAGUGCUUUUGAUUUUCGUUUGUUUGUUUGUUUCUGUGGAUGCUAUUGUUUAUUGUGGAUACUUCAAUUCAAGUGAAAAAAAUGUAAUAAAGGAUUUUGGAAGA